This is a messenger RNA of Anopheles coustani, 3014 nucleotides long. Its product is annotated as ATP-binding cassette sub-family F member 1. The transcript has 2 exons. The coding region runs from base 129 to 2927 and encodes 932 amino acids. Lineage: Eukaryota; Metazoa; Arthropoda; Insecta; Diptera; Culicidae. Gene Ontology annotation, molecular function: ATP hydrolysis activity; ATP binding. The record is from RefSeq and is a predicted model, not a curated record.
GAGAAAUUGCACCACAUUUGUUGUUGCCGAAAGUGUGCCAAGAAAUUGUCCCAUAAAUUACCCUAAACCCAACCGCUGCGGCUAGGAACAGGUGCUGACAUCGAAAGGGCAUUGCUUUGUGCCACAAAAUGCCACCGAAAAAGAAGGGAAACAAAAAGAACCAGGACUGGGACGACGACGAUCAGUCCGAGCAGUCGUCUGUUGUCUUGGAACCACCGUCCAAGGGCUCGAAAAAGAAAGGCAAAGUUGACAACGUGGAUUCCGACGACGAAGGUGGGGCAGCCGGUCGUGGUGGUAAGAAGGUGGCAGCCGGCGGGAAGAAAGGCAAAGCUGACGUCGGCAAUUCCGACGAUGAAGGUGGAGCAGGCGGUGGCGGUCGUGGUGGUAAGAAGGCGGCCGCCGGAAAGAAGGGUAAAAAAGGAAAGCGACAGGAUGAUGACUGGAGCGAUGGUGAGGAGCCGGCGAAGGGACGAGCAGCCCGUAAGGUGGACGAUUCGGACGACGAGGAUAGGAAACCCGCUGCAGCGACGGUAAAACCUGCGGCCGGUAAGAAGGAACCGAAGAAAGCCGCCGCGAAAGGUAAGGGUAAGGGUAAGAAGGAUGACGACUGGUCGGACAAGGAAGAAAAGGAAGUCAAUCUGCUCGCCAACGUCGGAUCGGACGAUGACGACGAGGAUGAGCUGGCAAUGGUGAGCAAAAAGGCGGCCAAGAAGAAGCAACCGAAGAAGGCCGCCAAGAAACAGGUGUUCAAGCAGGAGGAAUCGGAGGAAGAAAGUGAGGAAGACGAAGAGCCCGAGGAGCCCGAGAGUGAACCGGAAGAAAAGAAACCUGUCAAACAAGACGCUAAGGUGGAGAAACCGAAAGAACAACGUAAGUCUGCACAACCGGAACCGGAAGUUAAACCUCUUGCUGAAGAAGUGAAACCGACACCAAAAGAGGAAGUGGUAGCAAAGGUUGAACCGAAGGUUAAAACACCCGAACCGGAAAAAGAGGCAGUGGCGGAAGAAAACGAUCCGGAGGUUGACGAAAUGGCCGACAGGGUGGCCGAAGAGCUCAAGCUGGACCCGGCGGAAGAUGCCUCCGGCGAAAAGGAAAAGAAAAUUACAAACAAAGAGAAGAAGAAAUUGAAAAAGAAGGAAGAUUUCGAGAAGUUGCAGGAGGCGAUGCUACGCAAGGGAGGCCAGGGCCACUCGGACUUGGACAGUAACUUUACGAUGUCUCAGGCGCAUAAAACGGGCAACCAGAGCAAACACAUGGACCACGCGGUUGACAUCAAGAUCGAGAACUUUACCAUCUCGGCGAAGGGUAACGAUCUGUUUGUGAACGCGAACCUGCUGAUCGCCAACGGGCGUCACUACGGGUUGGUCGGUCCGAACGGACACGGCAAGACGACCCUGUUGCGCCACAUUGCCAACCGUGCCUUUGCCAUCCCGCCGAACAUCGACGUGCUGUUGUGCGAGCAGGAGGUCGUUGCGGAUGAAACGUCCGCCGUGGAUACGGUCCUGAAGGCGGAUGUGAAACGGACGGCCUUGCUUAAGGAAUGCAAGGAGCUCGAGGAACAGAUCGAAUCGGGCAAAAUCGAACUGCAGGAUAAACUGCAGGAGGUGUACAACGAACUCAAAGCGAUCGGGGCCGAUUCGGCGGAACCGCGGGCCCGACGUAUCCUGGCCGGUUUGGGCUUUUCGCGCGCAAUGCAGAACCGUGCCACGAACGCCUUCUCCGGUGGAUGGCGUAUGCGGGUGUCCCUCGCUCGAGCACUCUUCAUCGAGCCGACGCUACUGAUGCUCGAUGAACCGACCAACCAUCUCGAUCUGAACGCCGUCAUCUGGCUGGACAACUAUCUGCAGGGGUGGAAAAAGACACUGCUCAUCGUAUCCCACGACCAGUCGUUCUUGGACAACGUGUGCAACGAAAUCAUUCACCUGGACAACAAGAAGCUGUACUACUACAAGGGCAACUACACCAUGUUCAAGAAGAUGUACGUGCAGAAGCGCCGGGAGAUGAUCAAGGAGUACGAGAAGCAGGAGCGGCGCAUCAAGGAGCUGAAGGCGCACGGUCAGUCGAAGAAGGCGGCCGAGAAGAAGCAAAAGGACAACCUGACCCGCAAGCAGGAGAAGGGUCGCAGCAAAAACCAGAAACCGGGCGAAGAGGACGAAGGCCCGGUGGAGCUGCUGUCCAAGCCGAAGGAGUACAUUGUCAAGUUUAGCUUCCCCGAUCCGCCCCCGCUUCAGCCACCAAUUCUUGGAUUGCACAAUUGUCACUUCAACUUCCCCAAUCAGAAGCCACUGUUUAUUGGGGCAGACUUCGGCAUCGACCUGAACAGCCGCGUCGCCAUCGUUGGACCGAACGGUGUCGGUAAAUCCACCUUCCUGAAGCUUCUCGUUGGCGAGCUGGAGCCAAAGCAGGGUGAAGCGAAGCGCAACCAUCGUCUGCGUAUCGGCCGGUUCGAUCAGCACUCCGGCGAGCACUUGACGGCGGAGGAGACGCCGGCCGAAUAUCUGCAGCGGUUGUUCAAUCUGCCAUACGAGAAGGCCCGCAAGCAGCUCGGCACGUUCGGGCUAGCGAGCCACGCGCACACCAUCAGGAUGAAGGAUCUGUCCGGUGGGCAGAAGGCACGCGUCGCCCUCGCCGAGCUGUGCCUGAACGCGCCCGACGUGCUGAUUCUCGACGAACCGACCAACAACCUCGACAUCGAGUCGAUCGACGCGCUGGCCGACGCGAUCAACGACUACAAGGGUGGCGUGAUCAUCGUGUCCCACGACGAGCGACUCAUCCGCGAGACGGAGUGUGCGCUGUACGUGAUCGAGGACCAGACGAUCAACGAGGUGGACGGCGACUUUGACGACUACCGGAAGGAGGUGCUGGACAGUUUGGGCGAGGUCAUCAACAACCCGAGCAUAUCGGCCAACGCGGCCGUGCUGCAGUGAUGACGCGGUAUCGGUGUUCGCUAUUUGUACGCGCUGUUAUUAUUACUAGUUUUAAAUACAACUAUCUAUUUGCCAAGUUGCAUCCCA